Malania oleifera is the source of this 1864-nucleotide messenger RNA. Its product is annotated as methyltransferase FGSG_00040. Lineage: Eukaryota; Viridiplantae; Streptophyta; Magnoliopsida; Santalales; Ximeniaceae. The record is from RefSeq and is a predicted model, not a curated record. The transcript has a single exon. The coding region runs from base 83 to 1711 and encodes 542 amino acids. Gene Ontology annotation, molecular function: protein binding.
GUGACCGUUGCAGUCACGAAAAUUUAAACUCACAAGCAAAACACAUUUCAGAAGAUCACAGGGAAGAAUAACAGAGUUAAAGAUGACAGAAAUGGAAGAUCAUCUGGAGAUGGAAGAAGAGUUGAUGCAGCAGCUGAGAUCCAACGCCACAGAGCUCCUCCUCAGAGAAGAGUGGGAAGAGUCUGUGCAGGCAUAUUCUCAGUUCAUCUCUCUCUGCCAACGCCAGAUCUCAAAGACCCAUCAACACUCUGAUACAGAUCCCCUCUCCAAACUCCACAAAUCUCUCCGCUUAGCCCUCUCCAAUCGAGCCGAAGCGUGGUCUCGGCUCCGGGAAUUCUCCGAAGCACUGAGAGACUGCGAGCAGGCACUGACAAUUGAGAGCACCCAUUUCAAAACUUUGCUCUGCAAAGGUAAGAUCUUGCUCAAUCUCAACAGGUACUCCAUGGCUCUGGACUGCUUCAAAGCAGCCCUUCUUGAUCCGCAGGCUAAUGCAAGCUCAGAAGCCCUUAAUGGGUACUUGGAUAGAUGCAAAAAGCUUGAGUUUCAGGCCAGGACUGGAGCUUUUGAUCUCUCGGAUUGGGUUGCAAAUGGGUUUCAGGGAAAGUCUCCGGAACUCGCAGAGUAUGUAGGUGGAGUUCAGAUCAAGAAGAGUGCCAUUAGUGGGCGUGGUCUGUUUGCAACAAAGACCAUUGAUGCCGGGACUUUGGUCUUAGCGACGAAGGCAAUUGCUAUUGAGAGGGCUAUAUUACCCCAAGAAAUGGGUGAUUCAGGUAAUAAUGUGCAGCUUGUCAUGUGGAAGAAUUUCUUUGAUAAAGUCACAGAAUCAGCCGCAAAAUGCCACCGGGCCCGUCAUUUGAUUUGUGUGUUAUCGACAGGAGAAGAUGAGGAUGGCCUAGAGGUUCCUGAUAUAAGUCUCUUCAGGCCAGAAACAGAGGAAAGCAGGGACUUUUCACAUGAGAAGCUUGACAGGGAUAGGAUUUUAAGCAUAUUGGAUGUGAAUUCUCUUGUGGAGGAUGCAGUUUCUGCCAAAGUAUUGGGCAAAAACAGUGAUUAUUAUGGUGUUGGGCUGUGGAUUCUCCCUGCCUUCAUCAACCAUUCAUGUCUUCCCAAUGCAAGGAGGUUGCAUGUUGGGGACCAUGUGAUGGUUCAAGCUUCUAGGGACAUUAAAGCAGGGGAAGAGAUCACAUUCGCAUAUUUUGAUGUACUUUCCCCAGUUAAGAAGCGGCGCGAAAUGACCAACAACUGGGGGUUUCAAUGUAAUUGCAGGAGGUGCAUGUUUGAGAUGGAGAUAUCUUCCAAAUCAGAUUUAAGGGAGAUUGAGUUAGGUAUUGAGAGAGGGCUAGACAUUGGUUCAGCAGUUUAUAGGCUGGAGGAAGGUAUGAGGAGAUGGAUGGUGAGGAAAAGGGAAAAGGGCUAUUUGAGGGCAUCUUUUUGGGCUGCAUUUUCUGAGGUUUACACAUCGGAGAAGAUGGUGAGGAGGUGGGGGAGACGGGUUCCAGCCAUGGAGGUCGUGGUCGAUAGUGUUGUAGAAGCAGUGGGAAGUGAUGAGAGGCUGCUGAAGGUGGUGGUGGAAGGGUUGAGGAGAAGGGGUGGUGGGUUGGUGGAGAUGGAGAGAGCAAUCAAGUUGGGAAGAGGGGUGUAUGGCAAGCUGGUGAAGAAGCAGGCAAUGAAGACCCUUCUUGAGAUUGGCCUUCAUGAACACAGCUAUUAACCUCUAAUAGCUCUACGAUGAAAGCUCUCUUUCCUUUUUCCUUUUUAUCCCCAAGAUAGAUUUAGCUGGUUCAAAGUUUUUUUAUCUGUCACUUUUGUUGUAUCCACAGAUAAAUGUGCAAAUAAAGUCAUUGUUUUGGAUUAUUAGGAGAAA